AUGGCCAUCUACUCAAUUCUCAUCGCGCUGGCUUGCCUCACAGGCCUGAACGCCCAGUUCAGCAAUACUGGACAGAACGAGAUCCUCUAUGCUCACAACAACCUUCGAUCCAGCAUUGCUCAAGGCACCUAUGUCGCCCGUGGCACCCAAAAGCAAAGCGCCACCAAUAUGAUGAAAAUGAAGUGGGACGCGAGUGUGGCGGCGAGCGCGCAGGCCUACGCCAACAGAUGCCCGACGGGCCAUUCGCACGCCGCCGGUCUCGGCGAGAACCUCUACUGGUAUUGGACGUCGGCGAGUCUUGGUGAUCUCAAUCAAUAUGGAGCCAUGGCCUCGCAAUCGUGGGAGAAGGAGUUCCAGGACUACGGUUGGAACUCGAACUAUUUCGACACCAAUCUGUUCAACAGCGGCAUCGGACACGCCACCCAGAUGGCGUGGGCCAGCACCUAUUUGAUCGGAUGCGGUGUGAAGGCGUGCGGAAAAGAUCAGGGAAUGAACAAGGUGACGGUGGUGUGCCAAUACAAACCGCCGGGCAACUAUCUCAACACGUAUAUCUACGAAGCGGGACCGACGUGCUCGAAUUGUCCGGCCGGAACGAGCUGCGACAAAGUCGGUCUUUGCUCUUAG
Caenorhabditis bovis is the source of this 624-nucleotide messenger RNA. Lineage: Eukaryota; Metazoa; Nematoda; Chromadorea; Rhabditida; Rhabditidae. The record is from the annotation of a GenBank genome assembly.